Anopheles stephensi (Asian malaria mosquito) is the source of this 2848-nucleotide messenger RNA. Its product is annotated as endoplasmic reticulum metallopeptidase 1-like. Bases 134 to 2776 code for a protein of 880 amino acids. The record is from RefSeq and is a predicted model, not a curated record. Gene Ontology annotation, biological process: proteolysis. NCBI's taxonomy places the organism in Eukaryota, Metazoa, Arthropoda, Insecta, Diptera, Culicidae. The transcript has 5 exons. Gene Ontology annotation, molecular function: metalloexopeptidase activity.
UAAUGUGAUACGGACUCGUUUGGGGCGCUAUUAAACGCCCCUCGAGUGAUAUGAUAACGGUUUAACCGAUUAUAGCAUUCCACAAUCGGAAGGGUUGUUGCCAGUCCCACUUAGCCUACCGUAUUCUUCAGACAUGGACGAAAGUGAAAAUCACACGCCGACGAAUAGCUUAGCAUUGCUCGCAAGCAACAAACCCUCUAAGAAUGAGGAAAAAUUCUCUGCUUGGUGGUUGGUUGCCAUCACCGGGGCGGUAGUAGGAAUCUAUCUGCUCGUCUACUGGAAUUGGAUGGCAAUGCCGAUAGCUCUGCGCCGUGCAGAUGAAUCAACACAUCCGGAUCGCUUCAUCGCCGAGGUUGCUAAGCAACACCUGUUUGAGAUGAGCAAUGUCGGUCCUCGUGUGGCCGGCAGUUACGCCAACGAAAUUCUCACCGUUCAAUUUCUGUUACGCGUCAUCAAUGAAAUUACAGCCGAAGCUAACCCGGCACACCGAGUUGAAGUUGAAGUUCAGCGAGCCUACGGAUCCAUGUUUCUGGACUACGAAAAGUAUCCACAAACCAGUGUAUAUCAGGGCAUUCAGAAUGUGGUUGCUCGUAUCGUACCGUCACAGCGGACGGAUCCUGACAACUACCUGAUGCUUAGCUCCCACUUUGACAGCGUGCCGCAAAGUCCUGGAGCCGGCGAUGAUGGCACGAUGAGUGUCGUUAUGUUGGAGGUGUUGAGAAAGCUGUCGCAAAAUCCACACCCAUACAAUCAUGGUAUAGUGUUCGUAUUUAACGGUUGCGAAGAGAACACCCUGCAGGGAUCCCAUGCAUUUGUGGCACAUCAUCGAUGGUUUGAGAAGGUGCGUACGUUCAUCAACAUGGACGUUGCGGCAAAUGGAGGUCGUGAUAUCAUGUUUCAAGCCGGGCCGAAGUAUUCAUUUCUCAUGGAAUAUUAUAGAGAUAACGUCCCACAUCCCUACUGUACGGCUGUGGCGGAGGAGCUGUUCCAGGCGGAUCUGGUUCCGUCGGAAACGGAUUACUACGUGUACUCCAAGUACGGCAAAAUCCCAGGCAUGGAUUUCGCCCACAGUACCUGGGGCUACCUCUAUCACACAGCGUACGAUGCGUACGAUACCAUACCUAACACAACGCUCCAACACACAGGCGACAACGUGCUAGCCCUUGCCAAAGCCCUAGCCAACGCCGAGGAACUGUAUGACAUUCGUCAGCAUGAAGGCAGCAAAGCCGUAUUCUUUGAUUUUCUUAACUGGUUCCUUGUCUACUAUCCUUUAUGGGCAUCGAUCUUACUCAACAUCGGUUUAUCUGUUGUAGCUCUUGCGGCCAUCUCUUUGUCACUAUGGUUGCUGUCACGGAGCACGGAUCUUACUCUCUGGCAGUUGCUGCUGCAGUGUUUGACGGGCAUGGGUGUAGUUCUCCUGUCGAUUAUAGUCGGCAUCGGAUUGUCUUUGCUGCUCGCCGUCAUUUUAAACGCCGUCGAUUCGACGAUGACUUGGUUCACGCAGACAUGGUUGAUCUUUGGGCUCUACAUUUGCCCAUUCCUAAUAGCGACCUGCAGCGGUCCAGUUCUGUAUAUUCACUUUGUCAAAAAUGAUUGUCUGUCGCUGCACGCACGUGUUCAACUGCUGCUUCAUGCUACUUGCGCGCUGUACGUGUUGAUGCUGAUCGUUCUGACUUGUAUGAGUGUCCGAUCGGGCUACCUGCUCACGAUGGCCAUCUUGUUCUACACCGUUACAACGUUGGUGAAUGCGUUAUUCAAACGGGCGUCCUCUUAUUGGAUAUACGUCCAUCUCACAGGACAAAUCGCUCCGAUCGCAUACUUUAGCUCCGUUUCGCUCACGGCCUUUGCCACCUUUAUCCCAAUGCAGGGACGUGGUAAUGCGGGUGCCAAUCCCGAACUUCUGAUCGCACUGUUUGCUGUGCUAGUGGGACUACUGGUGACGGGUUUCCUGACGCCGCUAGUUGCUUUGGCACGUAAAGGAUACCUCUUCAUUGGUCUGGUUUUCGUUUUCUUCCUGAUUUCAAUCAUCGUAAUGGUAACCUCGGUCGGAUUUCCUUUCAGAGCUCACACCUCGCCGGAGCGAUUUUACAUCUACCAUUGUACGCGCGAGUUUUAUCAUCAGAAUGGAACACUGAGACGCCUCGAGGGUGGUUUCUACGUGCAUCCUCAAGACCGGUACACAGGCGACCUUAUCAGAGAGCUAGCGAUUAAAUCUCGGGCCAAUGCUGUACUGCUGGGCGAUCAGUGCGAAAAGGAACUAUACUGCGGCAUACCUUUCUACCAAAACUCGCACCACGGACAGCGCGAAAAUGGAUUGUGGAUCAAAGGAAACACCUUUACCGUGCCCGAAACAAUUGAUCUACAGUACAGCGGCAACCAGCAUGAUCCCAACCUCAACACGACUACAUUCUCGUUCACCGUGAAAGGCACAGACCAUAUGAGUUUCUAUGUUUCGCCGGUAAGAGGCGUAAAGCUUGUUAACUGGAGCUUUAGCAAGGACAUUCCUCGCAGUGGAUUGUCUUGGAACGGGCAGGAUGUGCACUACAUAAACUUCGUCCACGGAAUCGACGAUAAACCGCACGAGUUUUACAUUACCGUGCAAGGUUUAGCGAGCAAAUCGUCAGAGGCAGGAUGGAAUUUUUAUUUGAACGUCGUUGCGCAGUACAUGCAUCAUGAGCAGUAUCGUGCGCCGGAGUUCCAACAAUUUAUCGACCAGUUCCCCGACUAUGCACAUGUCGUUGCAUAUCCGGCUCAUCUUGUAAGUAGAAUUUUCUAAUCGUGCAGAACAUUUGCAGAAUGAACUGAAACAAUGAAUUUGCGGCAAUAAAUCUGUUAGUUACCGAAUAAA